Molecule: messenger RNA, 1713 nt
Organism: Lachancea sp. 'fantastica'
Lineage: Eukaryota; Fungi; Ascomycota; Saccharomycetes; Saccharomycetales; Saccharomycetaceae
Source: the annotation of a GenBank genome assembly
AUGUCAGCUUCAAUUGAGACCGUUGCCACUAAGGCGUUUCAGGAUCAAAAACCGGGCACGUCUGGUCUACGUAAAAAGACCAAAGUUUUCAUGAACGAGCCUCACUACACGGAGAACUUCAUUCAGGCCAUCUUGGAAGCAAUCCCCGAGGGAAGCCAGAAUGCCACUUUAGUUGUGGGAGGAGAUGGUCGGUUCUACAACAAUGAGGUAGUGCAGAUCAUCGCGGCAAUUUCUGCUGCCAAUGGGGUCAGAAAACUAAUUUUGGGGCAAAACGGUAUUUUGUCCACACCCGCUGCAUCGCAUAUUAUUCGCUCUUACCACGAAAAAUGUACAGGUGGAAUUAUCCUGACUGCGUCUCACAACCCUGGUGGACCCGAAAAUGACUUUGGGAUCAAAUACAAUCUGAGCAAUGGCGGGCCAGCACCAGAAUCCGUCACCAAUGCAAUUUUCGAAAAAUCGAAGCAGCUCACAAGCUACAAGAUAGUGAAGAACUUUCCCAAAAUUGACAUUUCCACUCUGGGCACAGACAAGGACUACGCGGGGCUUUUGAUUGAUGUCGUGAGCUCCACCUCGGACUACGUAGCCUUUAUGAAGUCUAUUUUCGAUUUUGACUUGAUCAAGCGCUUUAUCGAUGUGCAACGGUCUUCAAAGGGAUUCAAAAUCUUAUUUGACUCCAUGAACGGUGUUACCGGUCCUUACGGAAAGUCUAUCUUCGUGGAUGAGCUUGGAUUGCCAGCAGAGGAAGUGUUGCAAAAUUACAUUCCUCAGCCAGAUUUUGGAGGGCUGCAUCCGGACCCUAACUUGACUUACGCUCACACUUUAGUGGAGAGAGUGGACAAAGAAAAAAUUGCCUUUGGUGCUGCUUCUGACGGGGAUGGAGACAGAAAUAUGAUCUACGGAUAUGGUCCUGCUUUUGUCUCUCCAGGUGACUCGGUUGCUAUUAUCGCAGAAUAUGCUUCUGAAAUUCCAUACUUUAAGAAACAAGGUAUCUACGGGUUAGCUCGUUCGUUCCCUACAUCUGCUGCCAUCGACCGCGUCGCCAAAGCCCAGGGUUUGGACUGCUACGAAGUACCCACUGGUUGGAAAUUUUUCUGUGCGCUUUUCGAUGCUAAGAAAUUGUCGAUUUGUGGCGAAGAGUCUUUUGGCACUGGUUCCAACCAUGUCAGGGAAAAGGACGGGGUGUGGGCCGUUGUUGCAUGGCUGAAUAUAUUGGCGAUCUACGACAGGGAUCACCCUGGCAGUGACGUUUCGAUCAAGACUAUUCAGGAUGAUUUCUGGAAAAAAUACGGCAGAACUUUUUUCACGCGCUACGAUUUCGAGCAGGUGUCGAGUGAGGCUGCAAACAAGGUGCUACACGUUCUAGACGAUCUUGUCAAGAACAAAGAAGCGGCUAUUGGGAAACCAUUUGCGGGCGAGCCAAGCUUGACAGUGACGGAUUGCGGCGACUUUAGCUACACUGAUUUGGACGGUUCUGUAUCCGAACACCAGGGGCUAUUUGCCAAACUUUCCAACGGGUGCCGUUUCGUGGUGAGACUCUCGGGUACCGGAUCUUCGGGUGCCACCAUUAGGCUAUACGUUGAGCGCUACAGCGACGACGCUUCUCAGUACUCUUUGACCGCUGAUAAGUUUUUGGCAGCUGACAUCAAGGGUGUUUUGAAAUUUUUGAAAUUCAAAGAAUUCCUCGGUACUGACGAGCCAACCGUCAAAACUUAA